GAGGAAGUUCGAAGAGCAAACAUGCAGAUCUUUGUGAAAACCCUAACCGGGAAGACAAUCACACUCGAGGUUGAGGCCUCCGACACUAUUGAAAAUGUGAAAGCAAAGAUUCAAGAUAAGGAAGGAAUCCCACCAGAUCAGCAACGACUUAUCUUUGCCGGAAAGCAACUAGAAGAUGGCCGCACUCUAUCGGAUUACAAUAUCCAAAAGGAAUCUACGCUUCAUCUUGUCCUUCGUCUCCGAGGAGGAAUGCAAAUUUUUGUGAAGACAUUGACUGGAAAGACGAUCACCCUGGAAGUUGAGGCCUCGGACACAAUCGAGAAUGUGAAAGCCAAGAUUCAAGAUAAGGAAGGCAUUCCACCAGACCAGCAACGGCUUAUAUUUGCCGGCAAACAACUUGAAGAUGGCCGCACACUUUCGGACUACAACAUUCAGAAGGAAUCUACCCUCCAUUUGGUACUUCGUCUUCGAGGAGGAAUGCAGAUCUUUGUGAAGACGUUGACAGGAAAGACGAUUACAUUGGAGGUUGAGGCAUCUGAUACAAUCGAAAAUGUCAAGGCCAAGAUACAAGAUAAAGAAGGAAUUCCACCUGAUCAGCAGCGACUUAUCUUUGCAGGAAAGCAGCUGGAGGAUGGUCGCACCCUUUCGGAUUACAAUAUCCAGAAGGAAUCGACUCUUCAUCUGGUGCUGCGUCUUCGAGGAGGAAUGCAAAUUUUCGUGAAGACGUUGACUGGAAAGACAAUCACCUUGGAGGUAGAGGCUUCUGACACCAUUGAGAACGUGAAGGCGAAGAUCCAAGACAAGGAAGGAAUCCCACCAGACCAGCAAAGGCUCAUUUUUGCAGGGAAGCAGCUGGAAGAUGGACGAACUCUCUCGGAUUACAACAUUCAAAAGGAGUCUACACUGCACCUCGUACUUCGUCUUCGUGGAGGCAUGCAAAUCUUCGUGAAAACUCUUACUGGAAAAACUAUUACAUUGGAAGUGGAAGCUUCGGACACAAUUGAAAACGUCAAAGCCAAGAUUCAGGACAAAGAAGGAAUCCCGCCAGAUCAGCAGCGGCUCAUCUUUGCCGGUAAGCAACUGGAGGACGGUCGUACUCUUUCCGAUUAUAAUAUCCAGAAGGAGUCCACCCUCCAUCUCGUACUGCGCCUUCGCGGAGGCAUGCAGAUCUUCGUAAAAACUCUAACUGGAAAAACUAUUACUCUGGAAGUGGAGGCCUCCGACACGAUCGAAAAUGUGAAAGCUAAGAUUCAGGACAAAGAAGGAAUUCCACCUGAUCAACAGCGACUUAUCUUUGCCGGUAAACAACUCGAAGAUGGUCGCACACUCUCGGAUUACAACAUCCAAAAGGAGUCGACACUUCAUUUGGUGCUCCGUCUUCGUGGAGGCAGCAACUGA
Molecule: messenger RNA, 1398 nt
Organism: Haemonchus placei
Lineage: Eukaryota; Metazoa; Nematoda; Chromadorea; Rhabditida; Trichostrongylidae
Source: the annotation of a GenBank genome assembly